AUGUCUACUUCCACCAAUUCACCUGCAAUUCUAAUGUUUAAUGGUGAAAAUUAUCAUAUUUGGGCCGUCAUGAUGAAAUUUGUUUUAAGAUCUCAAGGCUUAUGGAAUGUUGUAAUUUCUGAAGCUAAUCCACCACCAUUGAGAGAAAAUUCAACCAUUGCACAAAUCAAAGCUUAUGAGGAGGAGAAGUUGAAGAAAGAUAAAGUCAUCACUUGUCUACAUGCAGGACUUGCAGAUCAUAUUUUUACUAAAAUCAUGGACUUGGAAACACCUAAACAGGUGUGGGACAAGAUUCAAGAUGAAUUUGAAGGCAGUAGUAGAGUCAAAUCUGUUAGACUUCUCACAUUGAAGAGACAAUUUGAAUUGAUGAAGAUGGAGGAUAAUGAAUCUGUUAAAGAUUAUUUUGGCAGAUUAAUGGAUGUUGUGAACCAAAUGCGACUUCUUGGUGAAACAUCAUCUACAGAUCAAAAGGUUGUCGAGAAAAUCAUGGUUUCAAUGCCUGAAAGAUUUGAAGCCAAGAUUUCUGCAAUUGAAGAGUCUUUUGAUUUGCAAACUCUCACAAUUACUGAAUUGACCAGCAAGUUUCACGCACAAGAGCAAAGAGUCUCCAUUAGAAGUGAUGAAGCUGUUGAAGGUUCCUUUCGAGCAAAGCACAAUGGAAGGAAUUUUGGAAAGUCAUGA
This is a messenger RNA of Cajanus cajan (pigeon pea), 681 nucleotides long. RefSeq lists its product as uncharacterized. The record is from RefSeq and is a predicted model, not a curated record. NCBI's taxonomy places the organism in Eukaryota, Viridiplantae, Streptophyta, Magnoliopsida, Fabales, Fabaceae.